Molecule: messenger RNA, 1134 nt
Organism: Morus notabilis
Lineage: Eukaryota; Viridiplantae; Streptophyta; Magnoliopsida; Rosales; Moraceae
Exons: 1
Coding region: 1-1134 (377 amino acids)
Biological process (GO): defense response
Source: RefSeq, a predicted model, not a curated record
AUGCCCGGCGGUCACGCAUCCGUGUCACGGCUCCUGGAGCUCAAUUUGCUCUCGGCGCGUGACCUAGCGACGGUUUCCAAGUCCAUGAAAACCUUCGCCGUCGCGUGGAUCGAUCAGGACCGGAAAUUGGAGACCCGGAACGACCAGACCGGGCAGAACAACCCGGCGUGGAACGAGAAGUUCGCCUUCCGCGUCGACGACGACUUUCUCGUCAGUGAGUCGUCCACCAUCACGAUCGAGAUCCGCGCGUUGACGAGGCGAGGCAACGUGGUUUUGGUUGGUACCGUCAGCGUCCUCGUCGCGAGCCUAUUUCCUCGCUCGUCGACGUCGUUUCAGAAGAGGAGCUUCUCCAAGAUGCGAUUCUUGACGCUACAGAUCCGCCGCCCUUGCGGCCGUCCCCAGGGCGUCCUCGACGUCGGUGUCGCGCUCCUCGACGGCACCAGACGGAGCAUGCCGCUCUCCAGCGACGUCAGCGCGUCGGGAUACGGAACCACCGACAUGAUGGACACGAGAAGCGACAAGGAGAGAAAGAGGAAAUCCCUCCCAAACAUGAUCAAACUGCGACGCUCCAAGAGCGACCGAUCGAUCAGCGAAUCGUGCCUUCUAAAGCCGACGAACGGCUCGUUGAUCAGCUGUUCCGAUCUCGGAAAGGGAAAAGAAUCACUCUGUUCGGACGUCGGACCUUCUCCGUCGGUCGUGGCAGCGGCGAUCGCCAUGGGACGAUAUCCGGCGAAGGCGAAGGAUUCCGGCGGCGCCGCCAAUGAGAUGGCGGAGAGCUCGAUUCUGGAGGAGUGGACGGAGGAGGACGAUAGCGCGGAAGGGCUAAAAACGAAGAUCGAGAGAUGGCGAUCGGAGAUUCAUCCAUUAUACCAAAGCCAAUACAAGAAAAACAUGAGUUAUCAUAGAGAGAAUUACAAUCGGUCAACGCAUCGGCGGAACGAGCCGGCGAAGAAGGAGCUGAGAAGAGGCGGAUCGGGGCUGUUCUCGUGCUUCGGGAACGCCUACGGUUGCGAAUUCUCGAUCACCUGUGGAGGAGGUAGUAGCCGUAGGAAGAGUAGGCUUGACGGUGGCGACGACGUCGUUCAUUUAAGCCUAUCGGAAAUUCAAUACAACGAUCCGUAUGAUCGUGUAUAG